AUGUCCAUGGAUUGGAUGGAUUAUGUUGACGAUGACUUCACAAAUCCGGAGCAGUGGCACUUCAACCCUCAGGAUCUCGGCAUCGAGAACAGCAGUCUGAGCAACAACACCCUUGACUCGUCAUACGCCGUUUCGCUUGACCUUGUGAGCGAUACAUCUGAGCCCGAUAUACAACAUAUGACUACUCGAGAAGAUUUUCAUCAGGACACCACAAAGAAGAUCCUCGAGCCAGCGAAUCCGAUGGCUGGUCUUUCUAAACUAAGCCAACGCAUCUAUAGUUUGUACAGCGCAGUCAUCAGCAUUGCCAACUCGCCAAAUGUGCUGGAUCAGCAAGACACUGCGAUCCUCACGAAAGGUCCUUUCGCAGAUGAUGUCGCUUUCCAGAAGCUGACAUGA
Aureobasidium uvarum is the source of this 396-nucleotide messenger RNA. Lineage: Eukaryota; Fungi; Ascomycota; Dothideomycetes; Dothideales; Saccotheciaceae. The record is from the annotation of a GenBank genome assembly.